Messenger RNA from Plasmodium knowlesi strain H, 3054 nucleotides. RefSeq names its product conserved Plasmodium protein, unknown function. The record is from RefSeq and is a predicted model, not a curated record. The transcript is spliced from 2 exons. Bases 1 to 3054 code for a protein of 1017 amino acids. Lineage: Eukaryota; Apicomplexa; Aconoidasida; Haemosporida; Plasmodiidae.
AUGGUAGAAAUCAACGAAAUUGAGUUUAUCGAAGAACCGGAGUACUUCAAACUCCAACAUGGGUCUUGCUUCUGCAUGUUGGAGGAGGAGAAGAAACGAAAUGAAAACUUCUCCAGUGAGGAAACGAAACUUGCGAACAGCAAUUUCACAAUAAGCAAUGCGAAGCAGAAGGGUCUCUAUUUUUUUAAUAAAAAUUUAAACGUUUUUUCUCUGUCUGACUUUCUGUACAAAAUUGACAACGAGAACAGCAAGGAUAGCAGUGACAAAAUAAACAUAAAAUCACAACCCUUCGAGGAAAAUGUCCUCUUAAUUGAGAACAACAAAACGGACACACAGGCCUUUUUUUACACGGACCACCAGAAUAUUUACGUGUUUGACUAUGGCAGUGAGAAGGUGAAUCUCCACUGCCGGGUGGACGUGCCCAUUCGGGGGCUGAAGUAUAUAGAUGACCACCUGCUCCUACUUCUGAGCUCCGACGAACGAGUUCACCUCAUGAAGAACAAGCAGAUGUACGAGUGCCAAGAGUGGACAGACCAUGUGAACAACAUUGAUGAGAAAAACGGAGUGUUCCUCUUUACGUACUCAAAUAAAGAAGUGUUCAUUUUGAAGGAUUGCCAAAAAAGUAAUACAUACGACUUGAGUAACAUAAGUAAAGAAAUUGACAUUUGCCAUGAUAAAUGUAAUAUAAUGUGCGCAAAAAUUUUAGAAGCACAAAAAAAUAUGAUAACAAUCUUUCUCAUGGUUUUGUACAAAUACGAAGAAGAACUAACCACCAUUAUGUAUGAUCUCCAGAUAGAACAGGACAAAAUAAAGAAAGUUACAUACUCCACUAAUGAUUUUGAUUUCCAAAAUUUUGAAAACAAUUUUGUCAAAUGUAUUUACAUAAGCGAAUGGCAAACGAUUGUAGCCAUUUCCUCCGAAUCGUGCGAGGCGGUCGUUUACACAAGAAAUGGUAACAUUACUUAUGACAGAAGUCUUGCUCAGCCCCUGGGGGCAGGUCCAAACGUUGCAGAAUGGGACCGGUCCAGUGGAUUAAAAUUCCUGAGCGUAAUGGAAGGGUACAAAAUAAAUACGCGAGAUUCAGAAACCUUUUUUCUUUCCCUGUUUAUGUAUACCAAAUACGAAGAUAAAAUUUAUAGGAAAAGUAAAAUAGGAAAUGUUCCAUUUUUGAAAAAUCCCUGCGUUUUCUUUGCCCUCCAAGAUAACCACAAAAUUGUAGUAGAGUAUUUAGACAAGUACAAGUUGGUGGACAACACGGAAUUCUCUACCAACGCUGUGGAGGAUGGAGAUGCAAAUGAAUGCGGAAUGAAAGAAGUUACUGUCCUUCCAGAUUUGAAGGAGAACGUGGUAGAAGUGCACGAGCCGAUCUCCUCCAAUGUGUUCAAUAUAUUCAAAGUCAAGGAGAGGGUCGCUCAGAACAAAAUAGAUUCAACCAAAGGUAAUGAACCAAUUGGGGAGAACAAAAAGGAAAGCUUCUUUGACCUUUUUCGCAGUAAGGUUAAGUUCACUGAUGAAAAAGGGAUCGAUGAUAAUGUGCAAAGUACCGACAUGGGGGUGAGACCUCCAGGUAAGGAAGCCACAUGCGUCCCGGGCGAACAAAGUGGUGUAAAUAUCGAAAUGGAUAAAAUCGGUGAAGCAUCCCCUGUGAAUAAUGACCAUGACUCUCAUGCGAAGAAUCGAAAGAACCAACUAGCCAAAGAACAGCAGCAUCUAUACAGAUGCAUUCGACGAAGCGCAAAAGUCUACGAGGAUGAAAGCUUUAUUGUGAAUGAGGUACCCGACGCGUUCAACAAGUUAAUUAAAAGUGGAAUUUACUUUUGUGAAGAAUUUUUGAAUCACAUGAAUGUGCAUUCCAUAGAGAAAAGGAAAAAUCCAAAAGUGGGUUCAAGGAAGAAGGAGUGCUAUUAUGACAAGGGGCUAGACAAAAUUGUAUUCUUACAUGAUAGUGUCAUCGGGGAGGAUGUAGACGAAGUAAGGGAAGAUGACGAUGAAGAGGGAAAGAAAAAAAAAAAAAAAAUACCAAAAAGGAACAACAAAAGUGAAUUUCAUCACCAUUUCCAUUGUGAAGAUUUUGAUUUUUACAAACACAAGAAAUUAUCCGACCGUCAAUGCGAGCGCAUUAUAAAAAAAAUCGAGCGUAAGCAGGGUUUCCUCUGCGACAUAAAAGGGAUCUUCUUAACUGAACAAGAAGCCCCACAUGAUAAAGUGCAGCCAAAAGACAAAUAUGAGAAGAAGACACUUCCCCUUCCUAUGGAAGAACCACGGGAAGAUCCAUUCAAUGGAGACAUUCAAGUUCAUAUUUCAGAUGAAGAAAGGAGCAAAUUUUAUGAACAGUUAGAUUCUUAUUUUUCUAAAAGGAAAGUCCUAAAAGUGAGAAAAGAAAUUUUCAACGAUUUAAAAAAUGGUCAGCUAGCCAAAGGACAUAUAUUCGAAACGGUCCUCUACAACAUAUACAAGCAAGGUGGAAUGAAACACUGUGAAGCGUUAAUUUAUUUUCUAUUAAAAAAUAUGGAGGUCAAGAUAUUUUCGAAUUCUUUUUUUUUACUUGAGUUGUAUUUUGCACAUCUCCUCAGUCCGUACUUGAAGGAAAACAGAACAAAUGCGCUUCUUCCAUCAUAUGGGAAGAAAAGUGCACCAAGCAUAAAAAUUCCUUCUUUAAAAAGCCUUUUAGGCAGCCCUUUUAGUGGAGGCAACCGAUCGAGUGCUCACCCCAUUUACGACGAGAAGGAGCUCCCCCUGGACAGCGAAUACAGCCAAGAUGAAAUAUCAGAAGAUGACAUAUUAAAGAAAAUAAAAAAUGAGAAGGACUUUGCAAAAAAGAAUGAAUACCUUGCGAAAGUGAUUCCUUUGUUUAAUGAAUCCACCAACAAGGAAAACGAAUCCACUUCUUUCCAUUUGAUGAACGCUGGCAUCCAGUUUGCGAACAAGAGGAUGUGCAACGCCCUUUCGCACAAGCUCUUUCCCAUUCUUGUGGAUAGCGGCUUGAACAAGAUGGAUGACGAAUUAGGGCUAAUCAAGAACUACCUCUUUGACGUGGUUUUGACGAACAGCUAA